Messenger RNA from Cordyceps fumosorosea ARSEF 2679, 312 nucleotides. RefSeq lists its product as hypothetical. The record is from RefSeq and is a predicted model, not a curated record. The transcript has a single exon. NCBI's taxonomy places the organism in Eukaryota, Fungi, Ascomycota, Sordariomycetes, Hypocreales, Cordycipitaceae. Bases 1 to 312 code for a protein of 103 amino acids.
AUGAAGCUCCUCUCCAUCAUCACCCUCUUCUCCGCCCUCAGCAGCGCCGCCGUCUUCGAGCUCUACGAGGGCGACAACUGCAGCGGCAAGAUGGUCGAGCGCCGCAACGUCUACGACAACACCUGCGCCUACACCAAGACGUACCGCUCGGCCAAGAUGAUCAAGAAGGGCGGCAACGGCCAGAUGAUCUCCUUCUACAAGAACAAGGCCUGCGCCGCCCCGCGCCUCCGCUGCAUCGAGGCCUUUUCGCUCGGCUGCCACGGCACCAACGACUACGCCAACGCCAUCAGCUCCUACACCCACUGCGGUUAG